GCAGGAAUGAAAUGUAAAGGUGGUGCUAUCUACGAUGACUGUGGACCAGCCUGUCGCCUCACGUGUAAAAACAAAGACGACGCGAACAAAGUGUGUACCAAGCCAUGUGUGGCUGGAUGUCAAUGUCCGGCUGGGAAAGUUUGGCAUAAGAAGAAGUGCAUUUCGCCGUCAAAAUGUCCAAAGUAGGUAAGCUUUGUUGUUUAUGCAUGUCAACACAUACACCAGGUUUAUCAUACAGAGCUAGAUCUAAACAUUUGCAUCGUUUCGAAAUUGAAUAGGAUUUUAGAAUUGCACACUGUAUUCCAGUAAAUCCGGAAGUACUGAGCUCUUUAUAGGCCACCUGAGACUACGGUAACUCAAACAACCUAGUUAAGACAUUUUUUAUCCUUAUAUAUACAAAGUUUGACUUGAUUCUUUCCGUUAAACUAAGAUUAUCCUGUCUGGGUUCCAUGUCUCUGAUUAUACUGACGGUUACAUCAAUACAACUCGAAAGUGUUAAGACUGAUAUUCAAUGGAUGAGGAAAUUUCAAUGAAAAGCACAAGGGUUAAUCUCUUGAAAAAAAAAGGCUUCUACUCAUGUGUGUUGUGGUUGCCUUGGAGAGUUUAAUUAUUCUGCAGAAGCUUAACUCCUAGCACAUAGAUAGUAAGCUUCUCAAGUGCGGAAGUGCCCAUUCUUUUAUUCAAUCAAUAAUAGCAUGAAUGAAAAAUAAAGUUAAAGUAGUGAACCGUAUAGGUAAUUGAAAUAAUAUCUUCAGUCAUUUGUCUGAAGACAUAGUAACUGAAGUAAUAUGUCACUCCAAGAUUCAGUGUAUAUAUAAGGACUAUUACCCACGUGGUUGACCAGACUGAUUGUCAAAUUUGACAGCUAUAUACCAUGUCAAUUGCACUACAGCAAAAUUGGCAAACGUUGUAUACAUUGUUGGUUUUUUGCUCAGAUGAUAACACUGGAUACUUGGUGAAGUAUAUUGAUCCUAGGACUGGAUCAAAAUUAAUUCACCUCACUUUAAAUAGUGAUUUAUUCGUACGAGAUGUCAUUUCAAAUCCUCCAAUUCGGACUGGACUAAAUUCCAAGUCCUCGCAUGUUGAUCCAGUCCUCGACUUCGCCUCGGGCUUGAUCAAAUCUAAAGCUUUGUUACGUUGUUCUAUUCGAUGCUUCUGCAAACUAGAAUAGUAACUAGACAUGUGAGUUCCCUAAAGCUCAGAAUUGGGUAUAAACAAGCCAUGUUUGUCUCUUGGUACAAUAUUUACUUUUGAACUUGACCUAAGUCCUAACCUUAUAGAAUGUAUAAAAUCUUCAAAAGGAUCAUUCCUGAUUACAUAACCUCAUUGAGACUGAUAAUCCUAUUUCGUGCCUUAUUAUUUUCAUAUCUUCUCUCCUAUUAUUUUUAGAAGCAUUGCUUAAUUAAUACACAAAAUAAAUACUUCGGCAUUCUGUGUUGUACAUGCUAAUCUCAGACGUGGUGGAUAUUAAGCCUCACACCUCAUUUAAAGUGCUAUUACUGUAAGAUACAUGCGUAGGUUGGUCCGUACAACACAUCAGAUCAUUUUACAAAAGCCCACAUUCAAGAAGCUGUACUAUCUAUUCUAGUCUCAGAGUUCGUGCAGGUCAGGCAAAGUAAAAUAAAAUGCAAAGCCUCUUCAAGGCCAUAUAUCAGGAAACGCAAUGACUAAAGGCCUGAAGAAAGAAGGUGUUAGAAAUCAGAUUAAAAACGGAAGUUAAACUGUUCAAAUUGUAACUUGAAUUUCAAACAGCUUUGUAAGAAAUGAAUAAAGUCAGUUCAGUUUCUCUUUAUCUUUAAACUAAGCUUUGUAAGACAUGAAUAAAAUCAGUUCAACAAAAUGUCCUUUUUAAAUGUAAAAAAAAACUUUCAGAAAAUAUCCAUCCAAACUACAGCAAGAAGAUUUCAAGGACUUUCAAGCACUUCUUCAUAAAUUCAAGGGCCUUCAGGCCUUACGAACCCUGUACUGAAAGUAAACCGAAAGUAAAUCAAAUACAUGCUUACCAAUUUCGCCCUUCCUUUAAUAAAUUAAUCGUGUCGUCAACUGAAAUUUUCAGAUCUUGUAAUCUUCGCCAGUUCUACCUGUAAAAAUUAUAAAACGAAACAGUACAUUAAAUGAUUGUUUGUUAGUAAUGAACAGUACAUUAAAUUAUUGCUCAUUUGUUUCAGUUCAAAGAAACGCAAGACGUUCGUGCACUGAAGCGAGGUCUGCUCCAAGCAAACUUGUUCUCGUGACGAGUAAACAAGAAGAGUGAUGACGCAAAGUCAAGCAUAUAAGAUCCAGACAAAAGGGCAGUUUGCCCUCAUAUUUUAUAACCAAAUAUCCACAGUAUAUAAAAUGAAGAAGUGACACAAGGCUCGCGUAAGCAUUUUCUUGGCAAGUUUUCGGUUUGCAUGUAUUAUUUCCACAAACUUAACAAAUAUUCUAAAUUCAAAAGAUUUCAAUAUAUGUAGGUUAUAGUCGUAGAGCUACUAAAAAUAAUCCAGCGAGCUCUAUAAAAAUCUGGUAUUAAAACAGUUUCGACAUUCACGGCUAUUGGACGUCUAUCCACUUUUUUCGUUAGGCCGAAUGACUGACAUUCUUGCUCCAGAUAUAUAGAGCUCACCGGGCCGAUUUCCCUUCCUUAAAUGCAGGUGGAGGACGCCAGGCACUCAGGUUAACACUGAUUCUCAAAACGAGAUCACGCUAAUCAAUCCUGUUUUAUUCCAAGAUCAGUGAGUACUAAAUCCCAGUGGAAAUGAUUUUUUUCAAUGAAUACAACCAAAAAUUUGCCAAGAGAACCGAAUACAGACCGGAUUUGCGGGUCAAAUGCAGGGGUCAGGCACUACACCUUAAGAAGGUGGUAGUUUAGUUGUUAGUGUGUAGAGGAUACAGUAUAAAUAUACAGCAUAUAUAUAUAUUUCAAAAUUUUUAUGUACUUUAGAAGUAUGAAAAGUUAUUUUGAGACAAACAGUAUAUUUUUAUAACAACUAUAUAAGAAAAAUGGUAUAACUGUAUAAGAUAAAUUUUGCCAAGGCUUUAAACGAACGAGCUCUUAUAAGCAUUAAGCUAACGAAAUGCAACAGAAAUAUAUUUCAAAGCUACAUAAAAUACUAAAGAGAAUAUCGAUUCGUCGAAUUCAAUAUGAUGCACCAAAGUUACAAAGACAAGUAUAUAGUGUAUAGUGUAUAAGGUGAUUUCAU
This is a messenger RNA of Paramuricea clavata, 3182 nucleotides long. NCBI's taxonomy places the organism in Eukaryota, Metazoa, Cnidaria, Anthozoa, Malacalcyonacea, Plexauridae. The record is from the annotation of a GenBank genome assembly.